This is a messenger RNA of Epithele typhae, 1632 nucleotides long. RefSeq lists its product as uncharacterized. NCBI's taxonomy places the organism in Eukaryota, Fungi, Basidiomycota, Agaricomycetes, Polyporales, Epitheliaceae. Bases 1 to 1632 code for a protein of 543 amino acids. The record is from RefSeq and is a predicted model, not a curated record. The transcript has 10 exons. Gene Ontology annotation, molecular function: protein binding.
AUGAAUGUUCCCGUGGAGAUAUUUUUCGAGAUACUCUCGCACCUGCAGCCCAUCGACCUGCUGCAGUUGUCUCGUGUCUCCCUCGAACUGCGCCAGAUGCUCCUGUCGCGGCGAAUGAAGUGGCUCUGGGUCGCCUCACUCAAGAGACUGGAGCCAGCCCCGCCGGAAUGCCCAGAAGACUUCCCCGAGCCUGCCUUUGUUUCCCUCGUCUUUGAGAAGAGUUGCAUGGCGUGUGGCGCGGGCAGGGCUCACCACAAGGUCUGCUACGCCAACAGAAUCCGAUUCUGCGGUUCGUGCUGGAAGGAGAAUGUCAAACUGGGGAUGAGGUUGGUCAAGGACCUAGGAGACAGGAAGGAAACAGAUAUUUUCUACCUGGUUCCCGAAGUGGCCCAAUAUCUACCACGGUCAGGCAACGUACUCGAGGACUUCCAUCAGCACGGCCACGAUAAGUACUACGAGCCCGAGUUUCAAAUGGUUUGGCAGGAACUGCUCGACCACCGCCGCAGUUGUCCGGCAUCCUCGCUCAACCUGUGGAUGUCACAACGCAAGACGGACACUCUUAGGAGGCUUAACUUCCAUCGCGCCAUGGGGAAGUGGGAGUUUGACUAUCAAGAAGGGAAACAUCAAGCACAGCAGACAUCCCCUGUCCUCCCGUUCAGCACUCAGUCUGCACCCACGACAGUCUGGAAGACCAUCCGCCCAGAGCUCGUGGACCUAAUCGUAUUCACCAAGAUAAUUCUACGAAAGUUCCUUCAAGCCGAUCGCGAACUCCACCCGUGGAAGCGCACGCUGCCGAGCGUCCUCGAUGCGUUCAGGCUUCCGGCGGUUCGGACGCUCAUCACGUCCGCCGAGCCGAACGUGGCGCUCACCGUGGAGGAGUGCGAAGCCGAGAUCGCGGACAAGAUGGUCGAGCACGCGAGACCCUACACCGAGAAGAUCCAGGGCGACCUCGCUAGGCUCUGGCGUGUUUUGUGCAAGGACGACGAGGACGAGCCGCCGGUGGCGACCGCGCGCGGGAAGAAUAAAGAUGGGAGGAAGGGCUCUAGAGGUAAAGGGAAAGGCAAGGAGAUCAUGGUGGUGGAGCCCGAACCUGGCGAGGUGAUCGACCCUGCGGCCGACCUCGCGCUCCUCCAGCGGCCGACCGCGCUCUUCAUGUGCAGGUCGCCUUUGGAUUGCGACCAAACUGCAUUCCCCGACUGGAUGACGUACGUCGGCGUGCUGGAGCACAUGCAGACCUGCCACCGCGGAGUCUGGAACGACAUGGAAGGCUCGUGUCUCCGGGAAAGCGUGCUCCCUGCCCACUCUCCGAUACCCGAUGAUAUGCGAUCCGUCUUGAAGGCUCUAAAACUACCUGCGGACACGGACGUGCUUCAGCUGGAGGACGUAUUGAUCGGCAUGGAGGGCUUCCAGAUACGGUGCAACUGCGUCUUCCCGCUGCUGAUGCUGGACACGCCAGGGAUCAAUUUGCUUGCCCGUUUGCUUCAUCAUGUGGGUCUCGUCCGGGCUGGGGCCGAGAAAGUAGAUCCCUCUAUUCGCAAGAUAUUCCAGAAACACCGCUUCACCAAAGUUGGACCCAAAGUUGAAACCAAAGUCGCCGACACUGACGAGACUCUUGAAUCGUCCGUUGUAUGA